Aspergillus fischeri NRRL 181 is the source of this 1389-nucleotide messenger RNA. Its product is annotated as NAD-dependent succinate-semialdehyde dehydrogenase. Gene Ontology annotation, molecular function: succinate-semialdehyde dehydrogenase (NAD+) activity. The transcript is spliced from 4 exons. The coding region runs from base 1 to 1389 and encodes 462 amino acids. The record is from RefSeq and is a predicted model, not a curated record. NCBI's taxonomy places the organism in Eukaryota, Fungi, Ascomycota, Eurotiomycetes, Eurotiales, Aspergillaceae.
AUGGAAUCAACCCAGCAGGUCACCGCGCCAGCUCCUGAACUGUUGGAUCUCAAAAAUCCAGCAUUGCUAGUGACAUCAGGAUUGAUCAACGGUCAAGAAAUAAAGGGGGCUGAAGGCAAGACAUUCCCUGUGAUAGAGCCAUCAAGUGCAACAGUGCUUGCCCAUUGUGCAGACCUGUCAAAGGAAAAUAUCAUAGCGGCCAUCGAGGCCGCCGAUAAAGGAUAUGUCACGUACUAUGAGACUACCACCGCAAGGGAACGAGGGCUAUUCUUGAAAAAGUUCUACCACCUAAUGCUUGACAAUGCAGACGACUUGGCCAGAAUCCUUUCCCUAGAGAACGGGAAGACAAUCGCCGAGGCAAGAGGAGAAAUCAACUAUGCUGCCUCGUUCGUUUCCUGGUUUGCCGAAGAAGCGACUCGCGCAUACGGAGACACCAUCCCUUCAUCUUACGCGUACACAGAGGUUUUCACCUUGAAAGAACCGGUGGGAGUCGCACUUGCCUUGGGCAAACUGGCUAUAGCUGCGGGUAUUCCAGCUGACUGCAUCCACAUUGUUCCCACGAGCGACCGGCAAGCAGCCUCGGAGUUAGCAGCAAAUGCCAAAGUCAAGAAACUCAGCUUCACUGGCUCGACUCGGGUUGGUAAAACACUGACGACGCUAGCCGCUCAAACAAUGAAACGGGUCAGCAUGGAACUCGGAGGCAAUGCUCCGUUCAUUGUACUUGAAGAUGCGAAUCUGGACCAAGCAGUUGCGGGAGUAAUGGUCUGCAAAUUUCGUUCGUCGGGCCAGACUUGCGUGUGCGCAAACCGCAUCCUUGUCCACGAAAAUGUACAGGAAGCGUUUAUCGCAAAGCUUAUCCAGAAGGUUCGAACCCUCAAGCUUGGAAGAGGUAUAGACAUCGACACUACACAAGGACCCUUAGUCAACGCCGCCGCUGUCAAGAAAGUCGCGGAGCAUGUUCAGGAUGCAAUUUCCAAAGGGGCAAUUUUGCACACUGGGGGCAAGUCACCAAGUAACUUGUCGGGGUUCUUUUAUGAGCCGACGGUCAUCAGUGGCGUAACGCCUGACAUGACUGUCGCUUAUGAGGAGACUUUUGGGCCGCUAGCGGCUAUCUUCAGCUUCAAGAGUGAACAGGAGGCAGUGGACUUGGCCAAUGCUACUGAAUUCGGUCUAGCUGGAUACUUCUUUAGUGAGAAUGUUGGGCGUGUUAUGAGAGUGGCGCGCCGACUUGAGUGUGGUAUGGUUGGCGUGAAUACAGGACUUAUCAGCGCUGCAGAGUCGCCUUUCGGCGGCAUCAAAGAGAGUGGAUUGGGGAGAGAAGGCAGCAAGUAUGGCUUGCAAGAGUACCAGAACAUUAAGAGUGUCACUCUUGGCAAUUUGCAAGCUUGA